UCUUAGAUGCUAUAUGGUUACUUUCAGCAUAAGAAAUUAGACAGCAAUAUCUUGAGCAGCUUGACUGUCACAAUAUCAUUCUUUUAGAAUGGAUCCGAGGUUGAAGAAGGCUGCUCAAGCAGGUGAUAUAGACUUCAUGUACACUUUAAUUAAGGAGGAUGCUAAACUUUUGGACCUUAAUGGGGUGUCAUAUGUUGAUACUCCUCUACAUGUAGCUGCAUCUGAAGGGCAUAUAUUGUUUGCCAUGGAGAUAAUGAGAUUGAAGCCAUCAUUUGCUAGGAAGUCAAACCAAGAUGGGUUCAGCCCCAUCCACUUGGCUCUGCAAAAUGGGAACACCCAGAUGGUGCUUCGUCUCCUAGACGUUGAUACAGGGCUCGUUCGUGUGUCAGGGAGGGAGGGUAUGACUCCAUUGCACUACGUAGCCAAAGAAGGAAAUAUUGAACUCUUGCUUGUUUUUCUAUCCGCAUGCCCCAAAUCCUUUGAGGAUGUGACAAUUCGAAAUGAGACUGCUCUGCAUAUUGCAUUGAAGAACGGCAAGGUUGAAGCAUUUGAAUUGCUGGUGAGAUGGCUAACACAUGCUUGCUAUGAAGGGGUUCAUCAACUGGAGAAAAGGAUAUUGAACUGGAAGGAUGAUGAUGGCAACACUUUGCUGCACAUUGCAACAAUUAGAGAUCAACCUGAGGAAGUAAAGCUUUUAUUAAACUCUAAGGUAGACGUAAACGCCAAGAAUUCGGCUGGUUUGACGGCCCUGGACAUCAUACAGCACCAAAGCUCGUCGGAUAACAUAAAAAUAAGGACUAUGCUAUAUUGUGUUGGAGCUCAGGAAGGGGCUUCACUUCCUAAUGUUGGCUUCACACACUACUUAAGAAAGGAUCAGAGGCUGAUGAAGGCUGCUCAAGAGGGAGAUAUUGAUGGCCUCUAUGCAUUGAUACAGGAGGAUUCGUGUAUUUUAGAGCGCAUCGAUCAGGUUCCAUUUGUUCAUACUCCUUUGCACGUAGCUGCAUCUGCAGGGAAUACCCAAUUUGCCCUGGAGAUGAUGAGAUUAAAGCCACAAUUUGCAAGGAAGCAAAACAAAGAAGGGUUCUCUGCAUUGCACUUGGCUUUGAAACAUGGGAAAAUACAGACAGUGCUUUCUGUCUUGUCUGCCUAUAGAGACAUUGUCCGAGUCAAAGGAAGGGAGGGUAGGACUCUCUUGCACUGUGUAGCUGAAAUCGGAAACUUGGAUCUUCUGGCUGAAUUUCUAGCAGCUUGCCCAGAAUCUAUCAUUGAUCUGACAAAUCAGAAAGAAACUGCACUGCAUAUUGCUGCAAAGAAUGACAAGGCCGGAGCACUCGAAGUCUUGCUCGGAUGGGUGGUGAGGUUGUUAAUAAAAAGGGUUGACCUAAAUGCCAAGAAUUUGGAGGGUUUAACAGCUCUGGACAUCUCAUUGCAAGGACCAGUUAACAAUACAGAGAUGAUAAAUUUAUUAUGCCGAAAUGGAGCUUUGGGAGCUUCCUCACUUCAUAGAGUAUCUUCUCUUGCGGACUCUUUGAGGAAAGAGAUGUCACUGACCGAAAAAUGGAUUCUACGAAGUUACCUCUCAAAAUGUUGCAUGCCAAAUGAAAAGCGCAACGCUCUACUAGUGGUAGCUGUGCUGAUUGCAACGGCCACAUUCCAAGCUGUGCUCAAUCCCCCUGGUGGUAUCGAGAAAGGUUACUCUCAAACUCCUCAUAAGUUUAAAAGGAACUCCGCAGCCACGAACAGUAGCGCUGAAGAAAAUGCAGUAUCAGAGUUCGCAUUUCACUCCGCUGCAGCAUGCGUUUCUUUCUUGGCUUUUAACACCAUGGCCUUUUUGACAUCUAUUUCUGAGAUAUGGUUUCACCUCCCACAAGGCCUUUAUUUCUUGAUAAAACUGGGUUUACCUCUAUUGUUAUGCUAUAUGCUUUCGUUGAGUCUCACAGCACCAGUACCAAAUGUGACACCUUUUUACCUGGUUUUGUUAUUUUUAUCUCAAGUGAAAGCAAUAGUUAGGGUCAUGUUUUUUAAGAGGACAUUGGAACUAAAGCUCUCCCUGUUGAGACAUUGUCCCAGUUUACAUAGAGAAAUGGAAUCAUGA
Messenger RNA from Prunus dulcis (almond), 2095 nucleotides. Its product is annotated as ankyrin repeat-containing protein BDA1-like. NCBI's taxonomy places the organism in Eukaryota, Viridiplantae, Streptophyta, Magnoliopsida, Rosales, Rosaceae. The transcript is spliced from 4 exons. The coding region runs from base 89 to 2095 and encodes 668 amino acids. Gene Ontology annotation, molecular function: protein binding. The record is from RefSeq and is a predicted model, not a curated record.